Molecule: messenger RNA, 2586 nt
Organism: Varroa destructor (honeybee mite)
Lineage: Eukaryota; Metazoa; Arthropoda; Arachnida; Mesostigmata; Varroidae
Source: RefSeq, a predicted model, not a curated record
UUGAAACGGUGAUAGAUUAGAUAAACUGAUGUGUACGAUUUUUGCAGCCCGUAGCCUAAGGAACCCGCAUCCUUCUCAUUAUGUGCAAAACAUUGUGAACUAUGCACAUUGCUACGCACUGCAUUUGUUUCACUCGUUAUUACAUCGAAAGGCUGCCGAGGUAGGACCACGAAUUUGGCAUCACUCCCCUUGCCCGAAUUUUAGAAUUUUAUAGGGGGGUAUGCCCGAAUGACAACGAGCUGAUGGGAAACUACGACUGGAAUAAUGAAAGCCAGGCCAAUGUGAAUCAGGAACUACGACAUAUAUGGAAUAACCGCCAAAUAACGAUCGACGUCAAGGGCGUCGGCGACCCACUUCUGGAACACCCAGUAAGGAUUCAUGACGCGCUGAGGGGAUCGUCUUUUAAUGCUGCAAAAGACCAGACGCCAUCGUUUCCACUAAACGAUUUCCUCAUUCAAGGGGAUCUGGCAUGCAUCCUUAUCGUAAUUUUUUUGGCUUUCGGGGUGGUUACCGUCAUCAUUGCAGUGACGUCACAAAUGACCGUCCUCUUAAUACCUGGAUUUGGCAUCAUAUUCACUGCUGUGCUUUACAAGUGGAUAAAAAUUUCCAAGAGUCAGGAUAAAGCUUUGGGAAGUAAGUUAAGGAGCAAACAGCAAAGACAUUCAUAUUCUCCACUACCCACCACCACUACUAACGAUAAAGCUAAGAACAACUUCAUGGCUUCCCGCCAAUUCGAGAUUGCUGGCUUCGAUGAUACUGCUAAGCCGUCUUUGCAGCCCGCCAUAGGAAACAAAAAUGUAAAGAAGAUGGCGAACUUGGUUACCCCCGACCCACAUUCGGACGAAGAUGCCCAUGUAUUUACAAACAGCACUCAGCAAUUUAAUUCGUCUCGUCAAGAAGGAUACUUUAGGCAUAGAUAUGAGGACCCGACGAAUCCCUAUCCAGUCCCGAAGGAUUCGCUAGUAAGAUCCGUGAAGAGGUUCCUUGAUCAAACUGACAAACUUAAAGGAGUAACCCCAAAAGCUAAACGCACAGUUAAAGAAUGGCCGGCUGAAACUCAUUUUGACAAGCCUAAAGAAAGAACGAGCGGUCUUGUUGAACCCAUCAUUGGUCGUGCAUUCAGCCAAUGGCAAUCUGUUGAACCACUGCUCACAGGGAUGGCGAAGGCGUUAGUGCCAAAAAUUUCUGGCUCGGUAACUAAGGAAGAGUGUGAGGAGCCGGAAAGUGCUCGCGACGAGCGGCCAGUAGGUUCUGAGAUAUCAGUGAAUAUUCCGGUUUCCCCUGCUUCAAGUGCUACUGCAUUUUCUGGCACGUCUAUCCAGAAACCUCAAUAUGUUCCUGUUCGAACGAGUAUUUCACCAAACAUACCGUUGCAUCGCACGAAGCAGAAAUAUCCGUCUCCGUAUCCAGACAUCCACCCUUCUGCUUCAUUUGAUAAGGCUCCUUCCCUGGCACCCCCACUUUCUCCCCAGGCACCUCCAUCUUUUCUCCACGCACCCCCACCUCCUCCCCAUACACCCUCACCUUCUUCCCAGGCAUUCCCACCUCCUCCGCAGGUACCCCCAUCUCUUCCUAAGCCACCCCAACCUCUUUUGAAAUCACCUCCGCGUCUUCCUAGGUCAUUUUUACCUCCUCCUGAAUCGGCUUCACCUCCUGAAUCGAUUUCACCUCCUGGAUCGGCUUCACCUCCUGGAUCGGCUUCACCUCCUGAAUCGGCUUCACCUCCUGAAUCGGCCUCACCUCCAGAGUCAGUUCCAUCUCCUCCGUUAUCUGCACCCCGAAUCUCACCACCAGUUCGGUCUCCUCAAUCUCCAUUUCCUACUGGUAAAACGGUGGUCUUAAAGUCUCCAGUGAGGCGCGCGAAAUAUCCAAAAAAAUCUUUCAUGGAUAACGCUAAACCUCUCGUAGAGCCUAGAGAUAAAGCAAAAAAAAAACCGCGAAAAACAGAAAAAGCGAGAAAACGUGAUCUAAAAAAAAAAAAAAAUCAAAAGCCUAGAAAGAAGGGCAAAGGUGGAGCUGUCGGUGCAGCAAAAAUCCGACGAAGUAGCGGGUUACCGACAUCGAAUGUACGCACUUCGUCUGACGGCCAAAAUUCUGCCGCCUUUCGAAGUCCCAUCACUUCGGCGAGCAGUGCAGAUCUUACAGACUUUGAGGACUCCGGAGAUGACAAAAAUACUCAGAGAAGAAGAGGUGUUCAUCUUGAGUCUAAAAAAAGACAGUCCUGUCAUUCUAGAAACUCGUUCAAAAAAUAGAACGCAAUAAAAAAACCGAAGGAUGAAUUGAUAUGGCGUCAAUCAGACAAAAUUGUACCGAACUAAUCAGUAGCCUUCGAAAAAUUGAUGGUUCUUCCGUCCUUAUUGUACGGCACUUUGCCAUUGUCUGAUAUUAACUUUAACAUGUGGUCCUUAGCAAGCACACCGGUGAGAAUGUCUGUCUUUCCUAUCCCAGCUGCGCCACAUGCCGUUCAGUAGGACGCGCAGGACGCCACCUUUUCACCUACACUUACGAUUCGCGUUUUGAAUGUCACAAGCAAAUUGAGCGAACUGUCGGGAAACGACGUUCUUCAGUUUAAAACUGUCUUUAAAA